AUGGCAACUAAGAAGCAAUUGGAAAAUAUGUUCACAACCAACGUCAAGCAGAUGAAUUGGAAAUCAAUGCAAAAGUCCAAAUCACCAGAAAUGCUCUUCGUCGGCAGAUCAAACGUCGGGAAAUCCAGUCUUCUCAAUAGUCUUCUCUCAACCAAAGACAUGGUAAAGACGAGCAGACACGCAGGUCAAACAAAGCACUUAAAUUACUUUUCACUUAAUGGAAAAUUCACCCUCGUGGAUGCACCAGGAUAUGGCGGUAUGGGUAGAGAUAGUUGGGGUGGAAUAGUGGAAGAAUACAUUGAAACGCGUUCGAAUCUGAAUCGUGUUGUGGUUCUAAUCAAUGCUAUGCAUGGUUUACUAGACAGUGAUCACUAUUUCCUAAACUAUCUAAACAAACAAAGAGAAGAAUAUGGCGUACGUUGGUUAUAUCAAUUGGCGUUUACAAAAUCAGAUAUGGUUCCUAAGCCCGUUUUAGAGGAGUAUGUUGGAAAUGUGGAGAUGGAGUUAUGCAGACGAUAUCCAACACUGACACCACCAAUACACAUGGUAUCAAUUAAGGAUCCCUUAUCAAUAUUCAAGUUGAGACGGGGUCUGCUUGAGUAG
This is a messenger RNA of Wallemia ichthyophaga EXF-994, 603 nucleotides long. RefSeq names its product putative GTP-binding protein EngB. Gene Ontology annotation, cellular component: mitochondrion. Lineage: Eukaryota; Fungi; Basidiomycota; Wallemiomycetes; Wallemiales; Wallemiaceae. The record is from RefSeq and is a predicted model, not a curated record. Gene Ontology annotation, molecular function: GTP binding. Bases 1 to 603 code for a protein of 200 amino acids. The transcript has a single exon.